Messenger RNA from Dovyalis caffra, 291 nucleotides. NCBI's taxonomy places the organism in Eukaryota, Viridiplantae, Streptophyta, Magnoliopsida, Malpighiales, Salicaceae. The record is from the annotation of a GenBank genome assembly.
AUGUCUAAGAAGGAAGAGGAAUUGAGAGAUUUGAUUGCGAUGAUUGAAAGGAACUCCCAGAUUCGACAGGCACAAGCUAUCCUAUGCAUGCGUUGCGGUGAAGUUUAUCCAGCCGCGGAAGCUGGCUACAUGACGCUCAAGGGAACCCAUAAAGGUGGGAAGGACGGCGCUCUUGAUUUUGGUCGGCCUGCGUUGGGUCACCCACUAAGUCACAGGCCCCCUCCCCACGGUGUUCUCGAAGAAAAAAAGUCAACAUCGAGUCAGCAUAAGCACAUGAGAGGCAGUAAGUAG